AGGAGCAGUGGGGUGCAGGAGGUCUCUAGAUGUGGGUCGAGAAAUGAGUCCAUGCCUUUGGUGUUUGCCUGUCAACAGCUACUGAGACUGACGCAAGCUAGCGGAGGCAGGGGGACUGGCACAGAGCAGAACAAGCCUUUCGGCAGACAAUUGCAAACAGGAAGCAAGGAAGGAAAGGGUCUUUCACCCGGAGGAAGACUGGCAAACUCAUUGGGAUUGUGACAAGACAGCCACACAGUAGCUCCAGAGACCACCCAUUACGAUAAGGACACAAUAAGAAGGGCCACCGAAGAUCAGAAGAUGAACAACACCCUGUCAAACACUUCCGUCAAGUGUGUUCGGGACACCAGUGUGACAGCUGUGGUUUUCCCCUGUCUCUACACCAUCCUCUUUAUAGUCGCCAUGAUACUGAAUUUCCUGGCUGCAUGGAUCUUCUUCAACAUCCCCAGCACCUCAACAUUUGUGGUCUUUCUAAAAAAUGUGGUGGUGGCUGACUUGCUGAUGACCCUGACCAUCCCUCUGAGAGUCUUAAGUGAUGCAAAUGUGGGUUCCUGGCCACUACGCGCCUUCCACUGCCGAUACUCUGCGGUUCUCUUCUACAUAACCAUGUACAUCAGCAUCCUCUUGCUGGGCCUCAUCAGCCUGGACCGCUACCUGAAGAUAGUCAGGCCAUUUGGGAAGUGUGUGCUGCAGCGGGUUCGUGUUGGUCAGGUGUUGAGUACAGCUGUCUGGGUGGUAAUGUUAUCUUUAGCAUUACCCAAUGUUAUUUUAAGUGACCAGCAACCACGGGUCUCUGGAGGCAGAAUGAAGUGCACCUCCAUGAAGAGCAAAGCUGGCCUGCUCUGGCAUGAAGGAUUCAACUACUUCUGUCAGGUGGUUUUCUGGGGCACACUGGGCUUGAUGGUGGUUUGCUACACGUUCAUCAGCAAGAAGGUUUUUGAGUCAUACAAAGCAUCAAAGAGCAGAUCUAAAGCAGCCAGUCGCAGAACCAAGGCAAAGGUGUUCGUGGUAGUGGGGGUGUUUUUCAUCUGCUUUGCCCCCUUUCACUUUGCCCGCAUUCCCUACACUCUGACCCAAACCCGCAGCACAGCGAGUCAUUGUCAGACACAGAACGCACUCUACAUUGCCAAGGAAACCACCCUGUGGCUGUCGGCCACUAAUAUAUGUCUGGACCCGCUUAUCUAUGUGUUCCUGUGUAAGAUGUUUAGGAAAAGACUGACAGCCACACUCUGCCGUAAGCCACUCCACAUAGGUGCCAUGGAGUCUCCCACAGCAACAUCAACUCAGCUGGAGAUGUCACAGAUAGCCCAAAGUAACAGACUAUCAUACAAUGGGAUGCCACAGUAACACACUGGACAAUGUACAAUGGGACACAAUUAAUAACUGUAACUGUCAAGGAUGAGACACUGCCUGGAAGAAUUAUUUUACUUGUAAAUAGCAUUUUAUCUUGAUUACACAGGUUGUAAAAUGAAUGCAGUAUGAUCAAAAUCUGUCAAAUGGACAAUGUUCUGUAACAGAAAAGAGUCAAAUGUGUCUGGAGGUGGUCGUGAAGUUUCAUGUCAACAAUUUGACCUUUUUUGAUACAGUACUAACCAAGCAUUUCUGCCCCAUGUUUGCUAAAUCAUCCAACACAUUUCCUUAAUUGUGCUACUGUCAUUUUCUACUUCCUUCUUUCUAAUCUCGUUCAAACUGCGCUUUCCCUUCACAAAACUUUGGCUAAAGGGUAAACAUCUUGACAGCACAUAUUCUCCAAUGGUUACACCACACACACAAUGUGACCAGGGACUGAAUGAUAACGAAAUGAGCUGGGAAAAAAGGACUGCAAUAGACACUGCUUACAGCUAUAACUUAUGUGCAGUAUAAAUAACAAUAAUAAUAAUAAAAUGAAUAUUUUUCAUACUAUAA
Siniperca chuatsi (mandarin fish) is the source of this 1905-nucleotide messenger RNA. RefSeq names its product P2Y purinoceptor 13-like. Gene Ontology annotation, molecular function: G protein-coupled purinergic nucleotide receptor activity. Gene Ontology annotation, cellular component: membrane. The transcript is spliced from 5 exons. Lineage: Eukaryota; Metazoa; Chordata; Actinopteri; Centrarchiformes; Sinipercidae. The record is from RefSeq and is a predicted model, not a curated record. The coding region runs from base 301 to 1347 and encodes 348 amino acids. Gene Ontology annotation, biological process: G protein-coupled receptor signaling pathway; negative regulation of adenylate cyclase activity.